UUGGAUUUUUGCUUUGCAUUGGACUUUCACGCACCUUGUCCAUGGGUCUUCUAAUUAUUCUGGUGAUUUGUCUUUCUUGUGUGAUUCUCCUCUCUUUGUGGAGGCAGAGCCAUGGCAAGAGGAAGCUCCCACCUGGCCCCACUCCUCUCCCAAUUGUUGGAAAUCUUUUACAGCUAAAUAAUAAGAAUAUCAGCAAAUCUUUAAGCAGGCUUGCAAAAGAGUAUGGACCUGUUUUCACCCUAUAUUUUGGAAUGAAGCCCACUGUAGUGUUGUAUGGAUAUGAAGCCGUGAAAGAAGCCCUGAUGGAUCGGGGAGAGGAGUUUUCUGGCAGAGGGCCUUUCCCAGUGUUAGACAGAGUUGCCAAAGGGUUAGGCAUUGUAUUCAGCAGUGGAGAAAUAUGGAAGGAAACCCGGCGAUUUUCCCUCACAGUUUUGCGAAAUAUGGGGAUGGGAAAGAAAACUGUUGAAGACCGAAUUCAAGAGGAAGCCUUGUGUCUGAUAGAAGAAUUAAGAAAAACUAACGGAGCUCCCUGUGAUCCUGGCUUACUUCUGUUCUGUGUUCCCUGCAAUGUGAUCUGCUCCAUUAUUUUUAACAAUCGUUUUGACUAUGGUGAUGAGAAAUUUCAAAGCUUGAUUAAAUAUUUUCAUGAAAACUUUGCACUUUCAGCCACUAGGUGGAUACAGCUCUACAACAGUUUUCCCAUGUUACAUUAUCUCCCAGGAAGUCAUCACCAGUUAUUUAAAAACGUUGCUGCCCAGAUCAAGUUUAUUUCGGAAAAAGUACAAGAACAUCAACAAUCUCUGGAUGUCAAUGAUCCUCGGGACUUUAUUGACUAUUUCCUGAUUAAAAUGGAAAAGGAAAAACAUAAGGAACAGUCUGAAUUUACCAUGGAAAACUUGCUCAUUACUGUAUGGGAUGUGUUCAGUGCGGGCACAGAUACAACGAGCACCACCAUAACUUUUGGACUCUUGCUCCUGUUGAAGCAUCCUGAGAUUGCAGCUAAAGCCCAGGAAGAGAUUGAGCGUGUGAUCGGCAGACACCGGAGCCCCUGCAUGCAGGACAGGAGCCGCAUGCCCUACACGGAUGCUGUCAUCCAUGAGAUCCAGAGAUACGUUGACCUGGUUCCUAAUAAUGUUUCCCACGCAGUGACUCGGAGCAUUGAGUUUAGAGGAUACCACAUUCCAAAGGGCACAGAAAUAUUACCAUCUCUGACUUCUGUCCUGUAUGAUGACAAAGAGUUUCCCAACCCUGAGAAGUUUGACCCUGGCCAUUUCCUGGAUGCAAGUGGCAAUUUCAAGAAGAGUGACUACUUCAUGCCUUUCUCCACAGGAAAAAGAGCUUGUGUGGGAGAGGGCCUGGCCCGCAUGGAGCUGUUUUUAGUCCUGACCACCAUCUUGCAGCAUUUCACCUUAAAAUCACUGGUUGAUCCAAAGGAUAUCGACACCACUCCAGUGAAUAAAGGGUUUAUCUCUGUUCCACCCUCCUAUGAGCUGUGCUUUGUUCCCAUUUAAAGAAAAUAACUGACCCCAUCCGAGCAAGUCAAAUGGUUUCAGGCAUGCGUCAUGUGUUACCCAUCCUCACCAUUGAGAAGACCUGAGAAGAACAUCGCUAAGCAUGUCUUCUCAAGUCUUCUGUCCCUCAAACUCCAUUUGUUGAUUUCACCAAUGCAUAAAGGCACAGUUUCAUCCUCAAUAAAAUUCUCCUGAUAAUAAAA
Molecule: messenger RNA, 1714 nt
Organism: Ochotona curzoniae (black-lipped pika)
Lineage: Eukaryota; Metazoa; Chordata; Mammalia; Lagomorpha; Ochotonidae
Product: cytochrome P450 2C3-like
Exons: 9
Coding region: 42-1511 (489 amino acids)
Biological process (GO): xenobiotic metabolic process
Cellular component (GO): cytoplasm; intracellular membrane-bounded organelle
Molecular function (GO): oxidoreductase activity, acting on paired donors, with incorporation or reduction of molecular oxygen, reduced flavin or flavoprotein as one donor, and incorporation of one atom of oxygen; iron ion binding; heme binding
Source: RefSeq, a predicted model, not a curated record